This is a messenger RNA of Carya illinoinensis, 1134 nucleotides long. RefSeq lists its product as uncharacterized. The record is from RefSeq and is a predicted model, not a curated record. Lineage: Eukaryota; Viridiplantae; Streptophyta; Magnoliopsida; Fagales; Juglandaceae. The coding region runs from base 1 to 1134 and encodes 377 amino acids. The transcript is spliced from 3 exons.
AUGGAACAAUUGAGAAUAAUCUAUAUUGAAAAUUGUGGGGUGGAGGAAAUUGUUGCAGACGAAGGAGGAAGAGAAGCAGUACCAAGGUUUGUGUUCCCUCAAGUAACUAGAUUGGAUGUUCACAAUUUACAUAGACUUAAGUGGUUUUAUAAGGGAGUGGAUGUUUCAAAAUGGCCGAUGCUAAAAGAGAUGUGGAUCGAAGAAUGCGAGAAAGUUAAGAUAUUUGCUUCUGGAGUUGUGAACUUUCAAGAAACAGUUGAAGAGAGGCAGUCUGGGAUGUCCGUUAAACAACCCAUUUUCUUGGUGGAUGAGGUGUCGGAAUGCAACAAAUUGAGAAUUUUAGUGCCAUCCUCAGUAUUUCUUCAAAAUUUGACAAAUUUAGAUGUAUCAAAUUGUCAUGGCCUGAUCAAUUUAGUUACAUCUUCAACGGCCAAAACUCUGCUGCAACUCAAGACAAUGACUAUAAGAGAAUGCAAAAGGAUUACAAAAAUUGUAGCAAUGGAGGAUGAUGAAGCAAGUGUGGUGAUUACGUUCAACAAGUUAACAUACUUAGAACUUGAUGGCUUACCAAACCUCACAAACUUUUGCUGUGGAGCAUAUUCCUUUGGGUUCCCAUCAUUAGAGAAAGUAAUUGUGAGAUGUUGUCCCGAGAUGAAGACUUUCUGUCAAGGAAUCUUAAGUACACCAAAGCUGAAAGGAGUACAAGAAACAGAAUAUGAAGAUGAUUCAAAUUGGGAGCAUGACCUUAAUACCACCACACUUAGGCUUUGGAAGUCAAAUCACGAUGAUACUCAAUGGUUAUUCAGAGAAAGAUUGGGCAGGGGGUCGGUAUUUUCUGUAAGACUAGGCAAAUUUAGAAGCUCGAAUGGUGGAGGAGGAAUUGAAAGAAGAUACGGAGAGACUAGUAGUAGUAAUUUGGAUGCAAGAAGAUGUUACUCUUUGGGAUCAUAUCAAUAUGUGGUUGCUGAUUCGGAGCUGCAAGUUGCCCUAUGCCCCAAUAGAGUGGGUGAUAGUACGAGGAUUGUGAAAGGGAGAGGCAUACAACACAGGAAAUCCACAAAUGAUGGGGAGGAUGAAGGGAAAAAGAUUAACAUUGGCACUAAAGCUGAAAGCUUCUCUGUUUCUAAGAUCUAG